CCCCUUGUCUCUUACAUUUAUUUUUUUUAACCACCCAUUUCCAUAAUGCUUCGCGCUGCUUUUACUGGUGUUGCUGCCCGUGCUGUUGCCGUUCGCUCGGUUACUGUCUCUAGACCUAUUGCCCAGGUCAUGGGUAAGCGUUUCUACUCUGGCCAUGAGGACGAGAGCUUCGAGGCUUACACCGAGCGUUACGUCAAGUUCUUCGAUGGCGUUGAGGAUUUGUUCGAACUUCAGCGUGGUUUGAACAACGCUUUCGCUUACGAUCUUGUCCCUGCUCCCAGUGUUGUCGAGGCUGCCCUCAAAGCCUCCCGUCGCGUUAAUGAUUAUGCCACUGCCGUCCGUAUCUUCGAAGGUCUUAAGGAGAAGGUCGAGAGUGAGAAGCAGUACGAGGAGUACCUCAAGGAGCUCGCACCUCUCAAGCAGGAAUUGGGUGUUCUCACCAAGGAGGAGUUGGGCUUCUAAACAAAUUAAAGGUGUUAGAAUGCUUAGUUUGCAUACCAAAAAGAAAAGAAAAAAACCAAAAAUCAAACCAAACCAAACCGAAAAGAAUCGUCCAUUUCCAACAACAGAAGGUUUUUGGGCAUUUUUGUGAUUAGAAAGAUAAGCGUUUAUUCCUCAACAAAGAUCGCAAUAUCCAUCAACAAUUGCUGUCAUAUUUUUUAAAAAAAGAAAGGAUGAAAAAAGUAUUGGAUGAAAGUUGUAUA
Messenger RNA from Phycomyces blakesleeanus NRRL 1555(-), 704 nucleotides. RefSeq names its product cytochrome c oxidase subunit 5A COX5A (gene COX5A). Bases 46 to 462 code for a protein of 138 amino acids. Gene Ontology annotation, biological process: mitochondrial electron transport, cytochrome c to oxygen. The record is from RefSeq and is a predicted model, not a curated record. Lineage: Eukaryota; Fungi; Mucoromycota; Mucoromycetes; Mucorales; Phycomycetaceae. The transcript is spliced from 2 exons. Gene Ontology annotation, cellular component: mitochondrial inner membrane.